AUGUCUGCCUCGGGGAAUGCUGCAUUGAAGCCACCAAUCCCACCUGCCCCGAAGCCAGCGCCCGCGGUCGCUGCUGACUCUGCGUCUCCGGCUCCGGACCUCGUGUCGUGUGAGGCUCCGGCGCCUCUCCCGCCUGCCCCGUCUGCCCCUGUUGCUGAGGCGGGCCCUCUUGCGGGUCCCGCGCCCUCUGCGCCUGGUCCGCCGGCUGUCCCUGUAAAUUCUGCGGGACCGCCUGCAGUUGCUGGACCUGGGGUUGCUCCGCGCGUGCCCGAACUCCCUGCGGCACUGCCCGCCGUUGCUGUCCCUGUUGCCCCCGACGCGGCUGUUGGUUCGUCGCCAAUGGCGGUGUCCGCCACCACUGGCGGCCCGGGCCCGAAUGUGGCGCCAGCGGGGGCCGUCCAGGCGGCGCUUGUUGCUGCACAUGUGGGUCAGCAGCAGGGUCAGCGCUCCUCUCGCCCGCAUUCUCCUGCGCCUGGUGAGGAGCGGGAGUCAUCACGACGCCAUCGUGAUUCACCCCGGCGCAACCGUUCGCAGGCGAACUGGCAUGCACAACAUGGCGGUCGUGGGGGUUGGGCGGGAGGUCGCGGUUAUGGCGGCGGCUCGGCGUAUGUUCAGCCGAUCUCCCUCGCGGACGUGCAACGUGUUGUCUCAGCGGCGAUACGCGAGGAGAGGGCGGUGCAGCGCCGUGCUCCAGCUCCUGCGGCUCCUCCUCCGGCCGUUCCUCCUGUGACUGUCGCUCCGUCACGUCAGGUUGUUGCUCCCGUUCCUCUUGCCUCCGCUCAGGCUCCCUCCGUUCCUGCCGCCUCUGCUGCCGUGUACGGUCAUGCUGCUCUGUUCCAGGGGAAUUCCCUGGAUGGAGGCCCUUGGGACGAGUGCCUUGAUGCGGCGGAUCGGCUCGCCGAGCUCCUGGCGCCCGUGCUGGCUGCGCCCGCGCGGGGUGUAAUUGCGGGCGUUGGGCAGCUUGGGACGGCUGUCCGUGGGUUGAAGCGGGUCCUGCGCGCAGGAACUGGAGACGAAGUGAUCGGCGCAAGCGCGGCGGUGGUGCGGGAGCUUCACCGCUCUCAGACUGGGCUACUUGCAGUUCACGACGCGGAUCAAUACUAG
Closterium sp. Naga37s-1 is the source of this 1104-nucleotide messenger RNA. NCBI's taxonomy places the organism in Eukaryota, Viridiplantae, Streptophyta, Zygnematophyceae, Desmidiales, Closteriaceae. The record is from the annotation of a GenBank genome assembly.